Molecule: messenger RNA, 1377 nt
Organism: Seminavis robusta
Lineage: Eukaryota; Bacillariophyta; Bacillariophyceae; Naviculales; Naviculaceae
Source: the annotation of a GenBank genome assembly
AUGCGGCCUACUGUUGGAGUGAUGCAAGAUGAAGAUGGGAAUGAGCUUUAUGAUGAUGAUUCCGCUCCUGCUGUUGCACCACGAACAUCCCCCACUCCAGUUGGUGGAUUGAUGGCUGUCGACCUUGUGGGAACACCGCCUGAUGCUCUUGGUGGUGGAUCUCCCAUUGACUCCGCCGCUCGCCAUGAGACUGCUGCAGUUCUUGCAUCCUUGGCAAAUGGAUCUACAUCACCAGUUAUUGCUGAUGCAGAGGUAUCGCCCACCGAAUCCGACACAGCCAAUGCUGGAGGAACAAAACGCCCCACUCCAGUAAAUACAUCGCGACACACAAAGGCAAAGCAGGGAGCUCCUCGCAUCUCUGUUGGUGGUAGCUCAAAUCAGGGAUACAACGUGGUGUUUGAUUGCUUGCCAAAUGACCAAAAGGAAGUGUUCGUUAGGAGAAAGAAUCUGACAGCAGUCGCCAAAGGAUCAGAAGAGGUAACAUUCGAUCGUGCAAGUGAUGACCCAGAGCAGCUUGCAGAAAUACGUGUAAAGAAAAGCAAAAAGCUCUCACCCUUCCAAGUUUGUAAUGACAAGUUUGUUGCACUCGAUAAUACUGAAAAGUCUGUAGCCAAGACGUUUGACAUGCACUGGUCAGCCAAUGAAGAAGUUGCUGGUGUUCCUUGGAAAAUUCUUGCUGAUGGAGAACACAUCCCAGAAGACAAAGAUCCCAUGUACUAUCCAUCUGGCGUCGCGUUCAAGAAGAUAGUGGAUCUUGGGGCAACAGAUGCCGGUUGUGACUUUGCAAAAGUGUUCUUCGAUUACUUUAUGACAGAUCUUACUGGAAUGGCAGCAAAGAUCGACAAGUUCCAUUCCUCCAUUCGGAGUCCCAUGCACUCGACGGUCAAGUCAGAUCGAAUUGUCUUUCAUGAUGACACUGGCUACUUUGGAAACAUGGAUGCCGAUUGGAUGGUCAAGCAAUGCUUCCUUCUUCUAAUUGCCUCAUGUCUCGAGACAGAGAAUGGAUCUGAUCUGUGGAAGCGAGGCCCUUCUUCAGGACGCAAGGAAUACCCUGACUUCGGUCAGUACAUGCCCCUGAAUUACUGGAAAGCAUUCUGUUGUGCAAUUGGUGUGUGCUUUGGACCUGAAGAGUACUGGUAUCUGGACAAGCGAGAUGUCCCUUGGGAUGUCAUUGUGCCGGCAGUCACCGGUUUCAACAAGAAGAGAACUGAUAUGUUCUAUGUCGUGCUUCUCAUGUUGGAUGAGAGUAUGAUUGGGUGGCGACCUAAGUCCACCAAGACAGGAGGCUUGCCCAACCUGACUUAUGAACCAAGGAAACCUGUUCCUCUUGGAACGAUGCUAGGAAUGGGGUUGAGUGCAUCACUGGCUGUCUUGUGA